CCCGGAAGUGCGCGAGUAGGAGCGGAAGUGCUCGCUUGCUAGUAUCGGCUGAGUUGGUUCCGCGAUGGUGGGCGGCGGCGGCCUCUUGGAGAAUGCCAACCCCCUCAUCUACCAGCGCUCAGGGGAGCGGCCCGUGACGGCGGGCGAGGAGGACGAGCAGGUUCCCGACAGCAUCGACGCACGCGAGAUCUUCGAUCUGAUUCGCUCCAUCAACGACCCGGAGCAUCCACUGACGCUAGAGGAGUUGAACGUAGUAGAGCAGGUCCGGGUUCAGGUUAGCGACCCUGAGAGUACAGUGGCUGUGGCCUUCACACCAACCAUUCCGCACUGCAGCAUGGCCACUCUUAUUGGCCUGUCCAUCAAGGUCAAGCUUCUGCGCUCCCUUCCUCAGCGUUUCAAGAUGGAUGUGCACAUUACCCCGGGGACCCACGCCUCAGAGCAUGCUGUGAACAAGCAACUUGCAGAUAAGGAGAGGGUGGCAGCUGCCCUGGAGAACACCCACCUCCUGGAGGUUGUGAAUCAGUGCCUGUCAGCCCGCUCCUGAACCUGGCCUUUGGCCCCUGCCAGCCUGCAUACUGGUGUCCUGCUCCCAGCGCCGGCCAGGGCUCUUACCCUUGUUUUCUUGAAUCACUCACGAUGAGAAACUAACAUUUUGCUUUUUGUAAUAAACUUAAUUUAUAUUCAGUU
Molecule: messenger RNA, 687 nt
Organism: Callithrix jacchus (white-tufted-ear marmoset)
Lineage: Eukaryota; Metazoa; Chordata; Mammalia; Primates; Cebidae
Gene: CIAO2B
Product: cytosolic iron-sulfur assembly component 2B
Cellular component (GO): cytosolic [4Fe-4S] assembly targeting complex
Source: RefSeq, a predicted model, not a curated record